AGGAGUGAAAACCCAGGCAGUAGUCGCUGAGCAGUAGUGUGUCCGGUGGCCGUGUCAGUGGGCACGUAUUCAAGAAUAGCGCGUCGCGCUUUCAACAGCCCGAGCCACGAACUCGUAUCGGGGAGCUAUUCGGAGAGAGGGAAAUGAGAGUUUAACGGGGGGGAGAGAUCGCGUUCAAUUAUAAUAUCAAAAUAAUAUUUACAUAUAUAUCUAUACGUAAGCAUAUAUGUGUACAUAUGUAAAUGUAUGUACGUAAAUGUGUAUUUAUACAAAUAUUCUUAUAUACACAUAAAUCGGGCCACUCUUUUGGCACAUAGGGGUUAAAGGAACUGUUUUUUUUCCUGUUUCCUCAUGAUAAUCAUUCGAUAUACAAUUCAUUAUCUUCGAUAGUGUUUUACGAUUAAACGAGAGUCCUCGAUCAACCAGGCCACUCUCUCCUAUUAUAUCACGAUCAUACUCGGCAGGAGAGAGGAGAAAACCUUUUCAUUUUUCCGAGUACGAGAUAAAAACGUGAUACAAUAAUGGCUGACGAAGACAACACGUGCGAGGACUCCCUCGGCCCGGGUGACGCUACUACAGCGUUUGCCAAAAAAUUAAGGGGUCGCAAGGGUGCUUUGAAAAAGAAGAAUGUCUACAUGAUCAAAGGACACAGUUUCAUGCCGAGAUUCUUCAAACAGCCGACAUUUUGCAGCCACUGCAAGGACUUCAUAUGGGGUUUCGGAAAGCAGGGAUAUCAGUGCCAAGUCUGUAGUUUCGUCGUACAUAAACGAUGCCACGAGUAUGUCAGCUUCACGUGUCCUGGAGCCGACAAAGGUGCCGAUUCAGACGAUACGCGGACGAAGCACCAUUUCAAGCAACACACCUACAACAGCCCUACCUUCUGUGACCACUGUGGUAGCCUUCUCUAUGGUGUCAUCCACCAGGGCAUGAAGUGCCAAGCAUGCGACAUGAACGUUCACAAGAGGUGCGAGGUGAGUGUGCCGAAUCUGUGCGGUUGCGACCACACAGAAAGACGAGGUCGUAUAGAGCUGGAAAUCACCGCAUCCUCCAACAAACUCGUCGUCGAAGUAAAACAAGGGCGGAAUCUUAUCCCAAUGGAUCCGAACGGUCUUUCGGACCCUUACGUCAAACUCAAACUAAUCCCGGACACGGAUGGAGUGAAGAAAAAAACAAAGACAAUCAAAGCUUCUUUAAAUCCAGAAUGGAACGAGACAAUCACUUUCGACCUCAAACCCGAGGACAAGGACAGACGCCUUCUGAUCGAAGUCUGGGACUGGGACAGAACAUCGAGGAACGAUUACAUGGGCUCCCUGUCGUUUGGUAUAUCGGAACUAUUGAAAGCACCUGCAACCGGUUGGUUCAAACUUUUGACGCAGGAAGAGGGAGAGUUUUACAAUGUUCCCGUACCGGAGGAGGGUGUCGACCUUGCCGAGCUCAAAUCAAAGAUGCGAAAAACAUCGGUAACGAAAAAAGUUCCACAACCACAAGACAAAGAUGUUCCACACAACAUGGGCAAGAGCGAUUUAAUAAGAGCGAGCGAUUUCAAUUUCCUCAUGGUGCUCGGAAAAGGCAGUUUCGGAAAGGUAUUGCUAGCCGAACGAAAAGGUACGGACGAACUUUAUGCGAUCAAGAUUCUGAAGAAAGACAUUAUAAUUCAAGAUGACGACGUCGAAUGUACGAUGGUUGAGAAACGUGUACUCGCGCUCGCAAAUAAACCGCCGUUCCUGGUGCAGCUUCACUCCUGUUUUCAGACUAUGGAUCGCCUUUACUUUGUUAUGGAAUACGUAAACGGUGGGGAUCUUAUGUUCCAAAUACAACAGUGUGGCAAGUUUAAGGAACCCGUGGCAGUAUUUUACGCCUCGGAAAUCGCUAUCGGUUUGUUUUACCUUCACGCGAGAGGAAUCGUGUAUCGGGAUCUGAAGCUCGACAACGUUCUACUUGAUCACGACGGUCAUAUAAAAAUCGCCGAUUUUGGUAUGUGCAAAGAAGGCAUCUCGGGUGAUAAAACGACCAAAACAUUUUGUGGAACGCCUGACUAUAUUGCUCCAGAGAUUAUUCUUUAUCAACCUUAUGGAAAAUCGGUUGAUUGGUGGGCUUAUGGUGUUCUGUUGUACGAGAUGCUCGUCGGACAACCACCGUUUGAUGGCGAAGACGAGGAAGAAUUAUUUGCAGCAAUCACAGAUCACAAUGUUAGUUACCCGAAGAGCCUUUCCAAAGAGGCAAAAGAAGCUUGCAAAGGGCUCCUAACUAAGAAUCCGAGCAAGAGACUGGGUUGCGGAUUUCGGGGUGAGGAAGACGUACGAGGUCAUGCUUUCUUCCGGCGUAUAGAUUGGGAAAAAAUAGAAAAUCGUGAGGUUCAACCUCCCUUCAAGCCAAAGAUCAAACAUAGAAAGGACGUGAGCAACUUUGACAAGCAGUUCACAUCAGAGAAGACGGACCUAACGCCAACCGACAAAUUAUUCAUGAUGAAUCUCGAUCAAACGGAAUUCAUGGGUUUCUCGUUCCUGAAUCCAGAAUUCAUUCAACAUAUUUAAGCAACAAAAUAAUCAAGAAAACAAAAAAAAAUGAAGAAACGAAAGGAAGAAGAAUAAAACAAAAAUUGUCAUUUUGUCAUUCAAAGUUUUCGUCAAUCAAAUCAGUAAAAAUCUUUCUCUCUCUCUCUCUCUCUUUUUACUUCUAUACUUUGAACACGUAUACACACCGACACGGAUCUGAAAUUACACCCAUAUACGAGAAAGCUUUCGUCGAACGAAAGUGAAAAACAUGGCUGGAAAGUUGUCAACAUACGAUGACGAAAACGAUUUUAAGAUCUUCGAUUUUCACCAUUUAUUCUUCACCCCUUGUUAACACUAGUUACAAGAUUUUUCAAUGUAUUUACAAUUUCGAAGUACGGACGCAGCGCGUCUCUACUUAUCUGCGUUACUAUGUAUUUCAGCGCGAAUGAGAAAAGAAAAUGAAACACAAAUACGUCGAACGUGAGUUAUUUGAAUCAGCGAGAAUGAUAAAUAUUUAAUAUGGGUUAAAAAUCGAACAAAUGAAUAAACACAGAAAAGAAGAGCAAAAGAAAGUUUAAUUUUACCUAUAAUCAAUGAAUGACGAUACUUAUUAUCGUUGAUAUUUGUGCUGAUCAAGACAACUUGUCGAAAGAGAAUGAUAGUGAUAAUGCUCUGACAUGGAUCGAUAAAAAGUGCGAAUCGAUUAUAGAAUGAACAUUUGAAUGAACUAAUAAUGAGAGCAAGAAUGAAAGAAAAAAGUAAUAAUAGUCAUAAGAAUCAUAAUAUAAAUGAUAUUAAUAUUAUUAACUAUAAGAUGAAUAAUUACAAUAAUAAUAACGAAAACUGUCUUCGUUUUCUCCGUAUAUUAUGCAUUUACUUCAGUAGUCUCUACUGUCGCCUUCCAGAGUUAUAUAAAUAAAUAAAUAUAUAUAAAAUGUAUAAUAUAUAUACACACACAAACAUAUAUUAUAUAUAUAUAUACAUCUAAGUAUAUAUAUUGAAAUCAGAUGUUAUAUAAUUUCCGGAAACUUGACAACACACACAUACACAUAUACACGCGCGCGAUUAUGAGGAAAUUCGUUACCGGCAAAGAUUCAACCUGAAAAUGAAUAUUUUAAGACUAGUUUUUCAGGGGCGAAUUUUCGAAAAUUUGACCCACUCCUACAAAGAUGUGUUGCAAUUGAAUUUAGGCUCGAGUUCUUUGAGGCAAGUAGGCACUUAAUUAAGACUAUUUCGAAAAAUUAUUUUCCGUUCGCUUUUCUCCGUUUUCUUUGUUCUUUGACAUCUGUUGGAACUUUCGAAUUUUGUAUUAUUUGCAGUGGAUCAUUCGUUUUCUUCUUAAAGUACAGAUAUAGUUGAAUAUGCAGUAAAAAAUAGAUAAAUACUUUGCGUCUUUUGAUCUUGAAUGGUACAUUAAUUUUAGUGAUUUUCGUUAUUAGAGAGGAAGAAAAUACUGGAGUGAUUGUGAUACUAAAAUAUUGGGUUUGAAAAACAAAAAUUACAAGAUAAAGUGAUGGGUAGAACUGAACUAACGUGCUCUCGAAGGCAGCGGAUGAAGAGAUCGAAAAAUUAUUGAAUCAUGCGUUGUUCAGGUCUCGCUUAUAAUACACGAUGAAAUUGCACUUUUUAUCUUGGAGAUACUCGAUGUUGAGGAUUUACGAAAAACGAGCGGUUUAGGACGCAUCAUUACGAUUUUUACUUGUGCUCAUGUGUAUGAAAUCUCUAACGCAGUGAUGAGAAAUAAUUAAAAUUGCGUUUGUAUUUAAGAGAAGAUGCGAAUAUUAAAUUUAUACUAAAAAAGCUGCCGAAAAACAAAUAAUAUUCGAUGUCAGGGUCAGGGUCAGGGAUUCGUGUGUCCAUGAUCGAGGAUAUAAAAGUAGGAAAACGAGAUUGGGAGGUGAGGGAAGCAGCAGGCGGUUGGGACAAAUUUCAUGCUUACGUGAUGAGAGAAUAAAUAAUGGACCAAAAGAUCUUGGAAGCUGGAAGAGAAGGCUCGGAUCUUGUGAAAUAAAACGCACUGGAAACGAGCAAUGGGUUUUCCCGUGGGAAAUUUCUUGCGUAACAGGAAUAAAUUGUCGUGGAAACGAAAGACAUGAAUUGUUACGAUUCACCACGGGGGAAAAACUCAUAAAUAUCUCCGCCAAAAGAUGCGAAUAAUUUUGUUGAUUCGGAAAAAAUACAGAAGUUGGAAAAAGAUCUGUCGCAAUUCCGGAACAAUACGAUUGUGGGAAAUCGUACCGGAAAUUAACCGACUAACAAAAACAUUUCAUAUCUACAAAUCUUUGAAAUUCCGCAUUUAAUGUUUCAUCACAAAUAUAGCUUGGCCUUGUUUUGUUUUUAAUCGAAUAACGAUCCAUUACGUUGUUCCCCAUUAACGUACAAGAUCUUCCCAAUGUACGCAGGCAUAAACAGUACCAUUGAAAAUACUGCCUCACAUUUCUACAAUUAGUGAAAUGUUCGUUACUCUUGACUACAUCGACGACCAAAUUUAUAUUUAUUCCAACAAGUCAUAUGAGGUAAGAAAUAAAGAAUAAUUCAGAGGAUAAACCAUGCUGGAAAAAAAAAAUCUUUUUCAAAGAGACGAACGAGGGACUAUUGGUUGUAAAUCUUUGUUGUACAACCAUAUCGGCGGAAUGUAGACGUCGGCAGUGGUAGGGUGGAUAAACAGAUUUGAAGAUUCGGAGUUAAAUGUUCAAAUGACUGUCGAUAGAAAACACCUUUGCCAUCUUCUCCCUCCCUCCCUCCCACCCCCAUUCCCUCUUACUCUCCCAUCACCUUUAUUUUUUUUUAAAUCUACAAUCUCAAAUAUAGACAAAAAAGUUUUGAGUGUCUUAUGGCAAGGUAUAAACAGUACGUGGCGAUAAACAAGUUUGAAAAAAUAAAACUACAAAAAUCUGUAAAUUUUACUGUUAUUCGUCAGUUGAUUUCUUCGUUUUGUAUAUUGUCGGCACACACACACACAUACACACACACACACACCCAACACACUGUUAACAACAAUGGAGAAUAAUUAUUAGAUAAUUACUGAUUUAACUUAUAAUAUUGAUAAAGAGAAGGGAAAAGAAAAAAGUACAUAGGAGAUAAAUCUUUUUCCAUCAAAGUUGAAUUCAUUAUCUGAAAAACUGAUGAUGAUCGAUGUUUCAAUGUUGACUUGAGAAGAGCUUUCCCUUCAACGAGGAAGGAUUUGGCAAGGGAUGAUCGAUCGAUUGAAAAUUUAUUAUAUUUUCUUCCUCAUUAAGCUUAAUGUAUUUGGAUAUAUAAUUCGAUACGAACGAUAUAUAAUUCGAUAUAAAUUUAUAUCUCACAAUGAUACACUUUUAUUUAAUGAACUCAUAGAUUCGACAUAUAUCACAAUUACGGUACAAUUUACUUGGUGAAUUUUCGUAUACUUAUUGAGAAAGAUACGGCGUAGCUGAAAAUAACAGAAGAAAUUCACUGAUUGAAACAAUAAUAUGAGAGCGUAAAAAUAUACACAUUUUAUUGAGAAAUAUUAGUUUCUUGAUGAUGAUGACGAAGAUGAUGAUGAUGAUUAUGAUAUUUUUAAAGAAUCAAUCAAUCGUUCAACGGGCCAACAAAUUAUCAUCUCGUUCAUCUCGAAGAGCGUGUGUAACGCGCUCGAAAACAUCCCGAUAUUAUCGAGAAAAUCGUAGGAUUAUAUAAUACUCUUAGUGACUGAAAUGAAUUUAUUUGGCACGACCGUAUUUCUUUCUCUCUCGCAUCUUACCAAAGGCUAUUCUUUAACUCUGACUUUCAAUAAUGUCUCGUGGAGUGUUCUGAGGCUCGUGCUCAUUUGCUAUGUGAAUAGAUCGCAGGAUUUUAGAGCAAAAAAAAUCCAUCUAAUUGACUUCGAUUAAUACAUGAAUAUUUCAUCAACGAAGCUUCGGAGACGAAAAUUUAUCAAUAAUUGUCUUUUAGAAUUUUGCGAUUGAUUUUCCACGGCUCAUUAGCUACAUCUGAGGCAUUCUGCUCGUGUAUGUGUGCCUGUGUUUGUGAGUAUUCAUCUUACACACAUUUUCACACUUGCACGUAUAUUAAAAAUAUACUUGAACGCGUGGCACCCAUAAGUCACAUUGUUUAAAUAUUAUUGAAGAAAAGGAGAGGAAAGAAGAAUAAAAUGUGCUCGAAAUCUAUUCUUGUACCAAUUUCAGAGUCUUCCACGUGUGUAUUGCUCGCGCGCGUUUUUUUUUCGUAAACUUAUUAUCGAUUUGUUGUUUUCUUUCUUCGUUUUCUUUAAUCGCAUUUGUCCUUUUUCUCAUCACACUAAAUUUACACAUAUUGAUAUCCACGUUUACGAGCUUGGUUUGUGAACGUGUAUCUAUCAUCGGUUUGGUGAUUGAAUUUUUGAUAAUUAUCGGUUGACAAGUACGGUUCAGCGUUCAAAUUUGCGGUUUCAAUCUGUUCAAUUUUUCGUUCAUCAAAUAAUUUUGUACAAUUUGGAACUGCCAAAAUAGUUCGUUCUUAAGUAGAAAUCGUAUUCUGAAUUUCGGAACGUUAACAUUUUUUCGUUGUAAAUUUCAAAUACUUUGACAUUUCUUCGACAAAAUUCAACAGCAAUUCACAUUGCGCAAUUUCUUAGGUAUUAUUAAAAGCGCAGGAAAUAACAGUGAUUUUAUUCCGGAACGUGUUACCGUAUUCGAUGAUCAAUAAUCAACAAAACUCCAAUCAUCGAUCAGAUGAUAAUAAAUAUUUAUAGCACAGAAAUGAUAUAAGUCGAAAACAAAAUAAAAUUUAUUCAACACCCGUGAUCUUAAACUGUUUGCACUUUGUGGCAAUUCCUUUUUAUUCGAUGGUUAGUUUGUAUCUCUUGAAAAAUCAAAUGACAGAAAAAAAUGUAAUAUAAAUUGAAUCAAUCGUUGUUCUUGUCGAUGAUACAAUUUUUUAAAUCUUAAUAAUUAUACGGAUAUUCCUCACUGUAUUGUAGGUUUAUGAAACAAAGUGUUUAGUUUCGUUAAAAAAAAGAGAAAAGAAACUUCGAGGUAUUAUUUGAAUUAGGCUCAUUUAAUCAUUGCUCUUUACUCAUGCUUGCGAUUUCUCAAGCCGAAUCAUCGUUCCUUUAUUAUUUUCAAAACUCAUCCUUCAUGUUCUAUCAAUGUAUUUUCCUCUCUUGCUCACAAUUCUCAACACACACACAUAUUACUAAAAUACACGAAAGAGGAUAAAAACACAAUCGGUGUUUUUAUCCUCCAGCAUCCUUUCACCUCUUUUCUCAUUCGUGCGUGUGAUCAAUUCUCGAGCGUGCUCAAUCCUAACCGAGAAUCGAAGUGCUCGCACGGAGAUGAGAUGAAGAAGAAAAACAAGAAACAAGAGGGAAUCGACGUGUACCUACGUCUUAUAGAUUUUACGAAUUUUCCUAGUUUUUAGCUCAAAGAAUAAUGUGAAAGAAAGGAAAAAAAUGAUAAUUGGUUAUAAGAAGUUUCCAAAAGGUGGAAAAAAGGGAAUCACAAGCGAUUCGAUAAGAACCGUCGAAAGCUUGAGUUCCUCUACGACGAGAAAGAACAAGGCCCAAGAAUAAUAAAACUCAUGUGAUUGACGACAGUUGAUAUUCUCCUCCAUCGUUCAAAAUUCAUCGUUCUAUAUGUACGAUGAGAUUAAAAUUGAAUACAACAGCAAAUGCGACCUUAACAGAUAAAAACAAUUCAAAUCUCACGCGAAUCAUGAUGUCGAUUGAAAUAAAAUAAAGAAUUAAACAAUUCUUUUGAAUCAAUCGGAAAAAACUUUUGAGGAAGAUUAUUAUGGAAGAUAGAAAAAAAGACAUGUGGUCGUAGCGACAACUAAAAAAAAAAUAAAACAAACAAAAAACAGAUUUUCCAAGUCGCGUAGCUUUAUUCGUCUCCAAAUUGUAAUCUAUCGCUCUCUUACGGCGUACUGUAUAUGCAUUAUAUACAUACACAAACAUAUAUUUUUAAGAUGUUUUUGUGCAUUUAUAAUGUCGUAAUAAAAAUUCCAAAUCGUGUAAUGAGAA
Venturia canescens is the source of this 8457-nucleotide messenger RNA. RefSeq names its product Protein C kinase 53E (gene Pkc53E). The transcript is spliced from 14 exons. The coding region runs from base 522 to 2534 and encodes 670 amino acids. Gene Ontology annotation, biological process: intracellular signal transduction; peptidyl-serine phosphorylation. The record is from RefSeq and is a predicted model, not a curated record. NCBI's taxonomy places the organism in Eukaryota, Metazoa, Arthropoda, Insecta, Hymenoptera, Ichneumonidae. Gene Ontology annotation, molecular function: diacylglycerol-dependent serine/threonine kinase activity; zinc ion binding; ATP binding.